AUGCUGAGAUUUGUUGAUAGUUUUGUUAUAAACUUUGUUUUCACUAACGGUAACUUAGAAAAAGUCAGAUUCAACAAUAGUUCUUAUGAUGAAUCACCACCCUGCUACCUCCUCCAGGUGGAUGAGUUUCGCUUUCUCCUCGACUGUGGCUGGAACGAGGAUUUCAACAUGACGUACAUUCGUGAAGUGAAACGACAUGCCCAUCUCAUUGAUGCUGUUCUCCUUAGCUACCCAGACCACAAUCACCUGGGUGCUUUGCCCUACAUGGUUGGCAAAUGUGGCCUCUCCUGUCCAGUGUUUGCCACGAUCCCCGUAUACAAGAUGGGCCAGAUGUUCAUGUACGAUCUCUACCAGUCAAGACAUAAUACAGAAGAGUUUGAUAUCUUUACCCUCGACGACAUCGAUGCAGCUUUUGACAAAAUAACUCAGCUGAAAUAUAGCCAGACUGUCAGCCUUAAAGGUAAAGGCCAAGGUCUGCAAGUGACCCCUCUUUCUGCUGGCCACAUGAUCGGCGGGACCAUCUGGAAGAUCGUCAAAGAUGGUGACGAGGAGGAGAUUGUCUAUGCUGUGGAUUACAACCACAAGAAGGAACGCCAUUUGAAUGGUUGCGUCCUGGAGAGCAUCAGUCGGCCGUCACUUCUUAUUACUGAUUCACUCAACUCAAAUUAUGUCCAGUCGCGACGACGUCUUCGAGAUGAACAGCUGAUGACAACCAUCCUGUCGACGAUGAGGAACAGUGGCAAUGUACUCAUUGCAGUGGAUACUGCUGGCCGGGUGCUAGAGCUUGCUCAGCUUCUUGACCAAAUAUGGCGCAGCACUGAGUCUGGCCUGUCCACUUAUUCACUCGCCCUGCUUAACAAUGUAAGUUUCAAUGUUGUAGAAUUUGCCAAAUCGCAGGUCGAGUGGAUGAGUGAUAAAAUAAUGCGAGCUUUUGAGGACCACCGUAAUAAUCCAUUCCAUUUUAAACAUUUAAAACUCUGCCAUAAUCUUGCUGAGUUGUCCAAGGUGAUGGAGCCGAAGGUGGUGUUGGCAAGUAUGCCAGACCUCCAGUGUGGAUUUGCCCGUGAUCUUUUCAUGGGCUGGUGUGGUAAUGCUAAAAACAGUAUCAUCUUGACUUGUCGGACAUCGCCGGGCACCCUUUCUCGUUGGCUGAUCGACCACCCAAAAGAUAAAACAGUUACCGUGGAGAUGCGACGGAGAGUUAAGCUGGAAGGGAGCGAGCUGGAUGAUUAUUUGAAGAAGAAACAGGAAAAAGAAGCAGAGGAGCGGAUCAAGCAAGAGCAAGCCAAGAGAGAUGCUGAAGACAUGGAAUCAAGUGACGAUAGCGAUCUGGAGAUGGAAGUGGAAGGAUCGAGUUGCUUGCUCAAGGCUAAGCAUGAUUUAAUGAUGAAAAGUGAACGCAAUUCCCGGUCGGGUUUUUUCAAACAAGCCAAGAAAUCUUACCCCAUGUUUCCUUUCCAUGAGGAACGGCUGAAGUGGGACGAGUUUGGGGAGAUAAUCCGUACAGAGGAUUAUACCAUAUUGGACCUGCCGCCUCCCGAUGAGGAGACAACACAAGAAAAGUGUGUCCCGGAAGACGAAGCCAUGCAGGACAUGUCAGAAGUGCCUACCAAGUGUGUUUCCUCAACAAUCACUCUUGAGAUCCAUGCUAACGUCCAGUAUAUAGACUUUGAGGGUCGCUCAGAUGGUGAGUCAAUUCGUAAAAUUAUUACCCAGAUUAAACCUCGACAGCUGAUCCUUAUCCAUGGAAAACCUGACCCUACAGGCAGUCUAGAGGAGUAUUGUCGUAGCAGUGGUGGUCUUUGGCAGACGAGGAUCUUUGCUCCCCAUGUUGGUGACAUAGUAGAUGCAACCAGGGAGAGCCACAUCUAUCAAGUGAAGUUAAAGGACUAUGUUGUCUCUGCAUUGUCGUUUGCAAGGGCCCGUGAUGCUGAGCUUGCAUGGAUCAAGGGGCAACUCGACAUGAAGCAGGCCAAAACUGACACAAGUGCUCGAUAUGAGCCCGAGGAAUCCGAGUUAGCGCCAGAGGAUGCUGAGAAGCGGAAGCUGCUGGAUUUGUUCAAAAAGGAAGACCCCAAUGACCCUGAUAAGGAAGAAGAAGAAGCCCACGUUCAUGUGCCUACUUUGGAAGCCAUCCCUAACAAUAAAACUCCCGGCCAUACGCCAAUCUUUAUCAAUGAACCAAAACUCUCUGACCUGAAGAUGUUUUUCUUGCAGGCUGGAAUUCAGGCUGAGUUUACCGCUGGUGUGCUGAUCUGUAACAACCAUGUGGCUAUUAAGAAGAACGAAGCAGGAAAACUACAUUUCAGCAAUGGCUACAGUCCAGCUCGUUUUAUAAUUGAAAACCAACAACUUUCUCUCUUUUCUUUGUCCCUUUCUCUCUUUUCUUUGUCCCUUUCUCUCUUUGUCCUUUCUCUCUUUUCUUUGUCCCUUUCUCCCUAA
This is a messenger RNA of Acanthosepion pharaonis, 2442 nucleotides long. NCBI's taxonomy places the organism in Eukaryota, Metazoa, Mollusca, Cephalopoda, Sepiida, Sepiidae. The record is from the annotation of a GenBank genome assembly.